UCAAAUAAUAGCAACCCAAUCUUGUGUGAAUGAUUGCAGAGAAAACUACAGAAAAGCAUGUAGACUUUGUGUAGAAUGUAUGUCCAUUUUAAAAGUAAUAAGUAAUGAUUAUUUCAAUACAGAAAACAAAGUACAAUUAUACAGUUCUGCUAGAUCUAGUUUACUGGCUAAAUGUCUCAAACUGAAUAUGUGUGAGAGAGUUGAAUCCAGUAACCUGGCAAACUUGGGGUCUUUUAAACACAAUGUUGGUUUACCGCUGAGCUGAUAAAAACCUGUACAGCCUGACUCCUGGUAUUUGCGUAGCAGUUGCAUCUGAUUGGAGAUUCCGUAAACAGACUAUCGGUCUUCCUCCAUGUCCAUGGAAGUAGGCAUAUCUUCACUGUUUACCACUAAAUAUUGAGGACUUUGUCUUCAGGCAGGGGACUAAAAGACAAAAUAUAACAUGCCAUCCUAUCCAUGGAUAUCUGUGAAUCAACAGGCCACAAAGAAUUCAGCAGAAAUUCCAUGAUCAUAACAGCAUAGCUUAUGUCUUUCCUGAGAUUUAACUAAAGCGUGUCCCCAGGGAAAUCAGUCUUCCCUGAAUGGACAGUCCUGGUGGUCUCUCAGUGUGAGAGAUGCUGUCGAUCCAGCAGAAAUAAAAGCGUUGCCAAAAAAUUUAAACCAAUAUUUUGUUUUCGUUAUGUUGGUUUUAUGUCCUGAUCCUGGACAUAAAAUUCAUUAAUUCGAGAUUAAGCCAAGCAAGUAUGUCAGUCAUUGCAUGGGCAAUUUAAGACCAUGAUAAAAACUGUAGUAUGUCAUGCUGAAAAUUCUUUGCAUGGAUGGACUUUUAUAACAUGCUAUUUAGGAUUAGGGAACCCCUAAGUAUUCAACUUUGGUGCAUAGCUUAUCCUGCACCAAAUCAUGUGGCUUGUUGAGGAGAGGAAAGAGAGACCCAAGCCAUAUCUAGGGACCCAAAUAUCUCUCUGACUUGCAUUGGGCUCUUUUGACUUUGGUCAGUAAGUAACCACCCAGCUUCUGCCAAGCACUGCCCUGGCAACACAAGCAGUGCCAGUUGGAUUUGUUUCCACCACUUUAAUGUUCCAUAGAAUGCCACCAUGUUAUGUUACAGGGACAACCCCCUUAAAGAGAACCAGGGUUAAGUGCCUUGUUUAUGGAUUGCCCCUUGAUGGUUGAAAUUGUACAGUUAUGAGCCCAGAUCUUAAACCUCUUGGCCACGCCACUUCAAUUCUAGUGAAUAUCUGCAUAUACAUAUGUCUCAGUGUAGUGCCAAUAAUCUAGGAGCUCUUAAGCAAACAAAACAAACCCCAAUUUAAGCCAUUGAAGUGUUUUUUUUUUGUUUGUUUGUUUGUUUUUUUGUAAAUAAUUUGUAAAAGCUGUUCAAUUGUCAAUAGCCCAUGAAGCUGUUCUUCAUUCACAAAAUGAACAGUGGUUUCUUUGAGCAGCGAUUGGCAGGUUUCGUUUGGCAUGCUGUGCAGUGCCAAAGAAAUAUGCUGGAAAUACGAUUGGCUUGUGCACAUGGUGAGGUAUGUUUUUGCAGCUGAACCUUUGCAUGCCUUUCACACAUGCCCUGGGACAUGCAGAUGGCAUAUUUUCGAUCUAAUGAUCUCAGGUAUGCCAAAACCUUAAAAGUCCCAACAGUCCCUCCACAUGACUCAAGAACUUGACAUUAGGAUGGGCUCUAAAUGUCCGCACAUGAGUACCCAUAUUGAUUCCUGAUGUGUGUUGGUUCAGAUGUUUUUCUCACACUCCUCCCUUUGCAAAACAGACCUCAGGACUGCAUUUAAUCCAUUUCCAAAAUUUUUGCACUGAAAUAUAAAUCACAAGUUUCCCCAAAAGUUUGUCAUUUUAAUGUAAGUUGUUGCCUUUCAUUCAACUUCAGGCCCAUAUUUCAUUUCAGACUACUGUUGUAAAUCAUCAUUUUUUAAAUAUUUGCAGAAAUUUUCCAUAGCUUUCAUUUUAUUAGUAUUAUUAAUUUAUUGCAGUUGUAAAUUUGCUUGCAUACAACAGUGAUGGUCACUAAACUGCAAUAAUUGUGCCAUGCAUCGCACCUUCAAUUGAAUAUCUUAACGUGCUAAUUGGGGAGAGUUCUGCGUUUCUCAACAGAGAGGGGAGAUGCUAUGACUGUGAAAACAGCACACGAGGGUGGGAGCGAGGGAGAAUGUGGGUGUGUUAGUGCGUGAGAGAAUAAGAAAGCGUACUGUAUAGGGAAAGGGAGGGAGAGAGGAGAGAAAUAAAAACAGCACAAGAGGACAGCAGGCAGCACAGAGGAUAAAAUCCCUCUGAGGUUCCACCAUGUUCCUGCAGACGUUCUCCAUCCUCUUCCUCUCUGCCUUGCUCUUCAGCUGCCUGGAAGGGAAGGGUGUGCAAAUGCAGCGAGAUGUCCAGUGUUGCAUGCAGUACUCUCAUGGCAAAUUCCGGACCAAAGAUGUCCUGAGGUUUGAGGUGCAGACGGAGGGGCCAGACUGCAGCAUAAAAGCCAUCAUAUUGUACACCAAAAAUGUGGUGAAGUGUGCCGAUCCAAGGGACAGGAAGGUGAAGAGGUUACUUCGGAAACUGGUCCAAAGGCAGGGAGCCAAAGACCACAGGACCAUGUGGCUACAACCACAUAUGAAUCUGCCUGUGAUGUCAGAGACCAAGUGAAAGGUGAGAGAGGAAAGUUGAUUGAUGAAUCUCCAGCCUUCUUGUGUGUCACUGUUUUCUUAUAUGUAUAAGAAAAUGUACGUAGACUCAUAACAUUCACUACCAAACAGUAUGUUAUCCAGAUAUAUUGUGUUAUUUAGAUGUCCUCUCAAAUGACUGUUAAUCUAUAUGCCAAAGUAUUCUCUGAGACUUGUAAAAGGUUGUUCAUAAUCUCUGCAGCUAUGUAUAGUCUCUAUAACUCAUACAAGCUCUUCUAUAGAGUUAAGUAAGCUGGUAUGACUGUUCUCAGCCAAUUUAUAGUGCAAUUACAGAUUCUUGUGUAUGUUAAAACAAAACUGAUUUUUAUAUAUAAAAAGAUCU
Myxocyprinus asiaticus (Chinese sucker) is the source of this 3000-nucleotide messenger RNA. RefSeq names its product C-C motif chemokine 17-like. Bases 2293 to 2640 code for a protein of 115 amino acids. Gene Ontology annotation, cellular component: extracellular region. The transcript is spliced from 4 exons. Gene Ontology annotation, molecular function: CCR chemokine receptor binding; chemokine activity. Gene Ontology annotation, biological process: positive regulation of ERK1 and ERK2 cascade; lymphocyte chemotaxis; cellular response to interleukin-1. Lineage: Eukaryota; Metazoa; Chordata; Actinopteri; Cypriniformes; Catostomidae. The record is from RefSeq and is a predicted model, not a curated record.